This is a messenger RNA of Punica granatum (pomegranate), 1548 nucleotides long. The record is from RefSeq and is a predicted model, not a curated record. NCBI's taxonomy places the organism in Eukaryota, Viridiplantae, Streptophyta, Magnoliopsida, Myrtales, Lythraceae.
UCAGACUUUUUUAGAGAGAGAGAGAGAGAGAGAGAGAGAGAGAGAGAGAGGAAGAAGGAGAAGAAGAGGAGAAAGAAGAAGAAGAAGAAGACGACGAAGACCGUACAUAUACAGUGAGCCUGACCUCUCUCUCAGAGGAAGGAGACGGGACACUCUUCACUCUCUAUCUUCUGCUUUCUCUCUCGGAGCUACGCAAUGGUGCUUGUAUGCUCAUCAUGCAAAUUGGGUACCUUCAGAUCAAUCUGUAUAUAUGAUGUGAAUACUUAAGGUGUGGUGUAUAGGCUUUUUAUGGUCUUCUAAGCUUCGGGCAAAGGAGAGAGACUGUAAAAGCGCGUUGACCAUGGAAGUUCAGGUGAAGAAUCCAUGGGAAGAUGUGGUUUGCCCCAUAUGUCUGGAUUUCCCUCACAACUGCGUCCUCCUCCAGUGUUCCUCGUAUGACAAAGGAUGUCGUCCUUUUGUUUGUGAUACAGACCACUUGCACUCGAAUUGUCUGGACCGCUUUAGGAGUGCUUAUGGUAUGACAUCAACCUCUCCCUCCGAGCAUUCUUCUGUAUCAGAUGCCUGUCCAGAGAAUCCUGAAGGUGAUUCCAGGCCUACCUGUCCUUUGUGCAGAGGUGAAGUUACGGGAUGGGUGAUCAUCGACGAGGCCCGUGCCUACCUGGACAGGAAGCAGCGGUGUUGUGAAGAGUUGCGAUGUUCUUUUACGGGCGCUUUCCUUGAAUUGCAGAAGCAUGCCCGCCUGGAGCAUCCUCAUGCUCGGCCUUCUAAGAUCGAUCCUGCUCGGCAACUUGAUUGGGAAAAUUUCCAGCAGUCCUCCGAGAUCAUAGAUGUGUUGAGUACCAUUCAUUCAGAAGUUCCUCGUGGAGUUGUUUUGGGAGAUUAUGUUAUUGAAUACGGGGACAAUGAUACUGGAGAUGAGUUUGAGGAUUUCCCAGGAGAUGAUGGCAAUUGGUGGACAUCAUGUAUUCUGUAUCAGGUAUUUGAUAACUUUAGGAGUUCGAGGAAUAGGAGAAGGUCAAGGGUUGGUGAUGCAAGAAGAGGAAACCGCCGUGCCAGCAACGAUGCCUCAAAUUCUGACGAGGGUUCUGUGGCAUCUGUAGAGUUUCCUGAAUAUAGAGCAGACGAGUUUGAUGAUGAAUAUGUCAGCUCAAGAGGUCCUUCAUCGGGUCGCUCAAGGCAUCGCAGUUCCCGUAGACGCCGUUCUCGCUUCUAUGACAACUAGUAGAUAGAUGACUGGAGCCAAGCAGGAAAGGAAACGCAGUCCAGAAGUCGAGAAAUGGUUGUUGUGGACAGUAGAGGGGAGAACUGUGGAACUCUCCAUCACCAUGGUAGUGUAGUAGCGUUUGGACUUGUUAAACGCCACAUAGGGAUUGCAUGAAAGACGUGAAUUAUAGCCCUGCUUGGGCCACCAAUCGAUGUGGCUUUUGUCAUGACUGUUUGAUUUCGUUCGUUUUUCUCUUUUGGAGUGGAUGUGAUGGUUUUUGGAUAUUCUUUGAAUUAUGGAAUAUUUUGAUGUCUAAUUUCAGUCUGAAUAGAUUAAUCUUGUCA